Messenger RNA from Asterias rubens (European starfish), 6901 nucleotides. Its product is annotated as nephrocystin-4-like. Gene Ontology annotation, cellular component: ciliary base; non-motile cilium; cytoskeleton. Gene Ontology annotation, biological process: protein localization to ciliary transition zone; negative regulation of canonical Wnt signaling pathway. The record is from RefSeq and is a predicted model, not a curated record. Bases 1127 to 5878 code for a protein of 1583 amino acids. The transcript is spliced from 33 exons. NCBI's taxonomy places the organism in Eukaryota, Metazoa, Echinodermata, Asteroidea, Forcipulatida, Asteriidae.
UUAUUUUUGUAUUCAUCUUUUGGAGGUGAAUUUUAGAAUCAUAAAAGGAUAAAACGUUAAUGUUUGAAUGAUUCAUGGGGUUAAGUGUCAAACCUGCCUCGGGCGGUACAUUGCUGUUAUGACUGGUUGUUAAGGUCUCUGCGACGACGAUGUGUAUUCCUUCGAUAUUGAACAAUUUGUCCAUCAAAGAGGAAGGAAGUAUUAGCCACAACCAUCAUUCCGUUAUACACCUGUUCGGAGCUCAUUUCGCUGAUCGCUAACGAUGACAGGAGACAAAUGUUUGAGCAGAUGUCUUGUAUGCCUGUGACAGAGGACUUCUAUUUCUAAGGGUACAUGUAUAUUAGAGAAGACUGAUCCAGAAAGGCACUUGAUCACCCAGGCGUGUAAUUUCCUUGGAUUUUGUCCUGAAUUAUGGAUUUUCUUCAAUAAAUCUCCUUGAGUCUUCAUUUCUUUAAAGCCGUGAAACAGACAUUUGGGGGAGAGAGAAGUUGUCAACAUUGUAUCAUAGUUUUGUGUUUAUGGUGAUGAAAAGAAUCUGAACCUCCUGAAUUGUAACAUCUGGGAGGAAAUUCAUUUAUACGAGCCAUUUUUAGGAAUUUUUUUAUUUCUCAAAUCCCAUCCACGAUCAGUGAAUAUGAGAGGAAGAUAUUGAUACAACGUCAACAGCAUCUCUCAGAUAUUUGCACCCGCUGCUUGUGGCUAACUCAGAAAUCCAUCGAGCAGUUCAUCAUGGCAGUGUGUUUGCCUUUUGCUGUAGAGUUUGUAGACAUGGAAUAUCAAGCGCUCCAAGAAACGUGAUCUCACAUGAUCUAGUACUCUGUGGCAUAGACAGUGUCAACAAUGGUUGCGAUUGCUUCAUUUGCAGACGCCGCUGUUUUUCUGUAUUUUACACGGUCAUUAGUAUCCAUAGAAGGUGUCACAGCUGGACCUGCAUCGACAAUAAAAAUGUCAAGACCUUGAUCUUUAUUGUUUGAAGACCAAUUCAUUCGUUUAUUUUCAGUGAUCAACGAAAAAUUGGAAUUAAUUAUGUUCAUAGUACAGAGACGUGUUUUUUCAUCAAUCUGUUUGGAGUGAUUCGAUGUACUCGGCACUGAUGAUGAUGAUCGGACUGCAAUAAAUGUAAAAGAUGAACUCUCAAGCAUCAGGAAGUAUGGGUAGGCUGCGGGUACCAACCAUCUCUCUGGCCACACCCGCUCUGCUGGAACCGCCCAACUUUUCCAGCACUGGACGGUUAUCAGCCACCCUCAACACCCUCCCGAGCCAAAUAUCAACAACUCGUCCUAAAUCUAACCAAUCUUUUCAAACUUUGACGCAAACUUUUACUCAGACUUUGACUCUAGCAAGAGUGUCUCAAACAAAGCAGGAGGUCAGAAACUUAAGCAAGUUUUUCUCGGAGCAUUCUGUUAUUCCGGCUGCUUCUAGACGGACUCUCUUAAAAGAAAGCACGCAGGAAGAUUGGGUGCCAUUUUGUGUAACGAUACUUUUUGUGGAUGGGAUACCACAAGCAAAAGAACAUUCCUGGAGCUUUGAAGAUGAGGAAGAGGAAGGUGUGAAGAUUGAAUAUGAGAUCAGACUGCACCUUUUUGACUUGACGUACACCAUGUUCUUUGGGCGUUCGUGGGUCGGGCCUCGGCGUACAAUCAAGAAAGGCGCAGCUCAGAACACAAGGCUACAGUGCAAUGUGCCAGUGUAUUUUCACACCUCGUUAGCCGACCCCAACAUCGUCAUAGUAAUUGAAAUAGUACGGGUCACUGUACCAAAGCUCGGCAAAGCUCAACACAUGUCAAGUGGAUGGGGAAUCUUAAGAAUUUUCCAACAAGGCGAUUUCACCGAUACAUCUCAUAGUACGCCGGCACCUGUCAAGAGAGUAGAUUUAUUUCAUGGAUCUCCAAGAGCUCUCUUCUUCCUUGGAGAUGACAUUGAAGGAAAUAAAAAGCUGACGAUCAUAUCUGAGUGUCAGUUUUGCUACACGAUACGCACCCAUCGUUAUAUGGAUAAAAUCAUGCAUCUACUACCUGAGAACGUACUGGUGGGUGGCAAUGAACUGAUACCCGGUGUGACUGUGGUGGAUCCAAAAGAUGGUGGGGACAGUUUACGUCGACCUAAACCCAUGAAGCAGGUGCAAGCCGUUAUCGAUAAGCUCUCCCUCAUCCUCUACCCAAAUAUUGAUCAGUUUGAAGAAGAUCUAUGCAAGCAUUUAAACUCAGACCGACUAUCCAUGGAGCACGUCCAGACUGAGAAGUCAAGUGUCGUCGUCUCAGAGCGAAGACUUCAGAUUGGUGUCCACAAUGGCUGGGGGUACAUCAGUAAACCACAGAUCCUUCUCUUAGAUACCUCUGACUCGUCCAUGGCUAGAGGAGGCAUCAGAGGCAGUAUGAAGAAGACAAAGUCAAGACAAGGCUCGGCAGAAUCUAGGGAGAAUCUUGGAUCUGCUUUACUUGUCAAGAAUAAGAUUACUUUACCUUAUCUUGUUGAUAGUCCAUCGUUCGCAAUUGUGUUCUUUCUUGAGUACAUCGUAUCCAUGCCAACAUCUACGCAAGACAAAAAGCUUUCUGUGAGCAUGAACAGAGCACAAACCCAAACAGUUGCUCUACGCUGGGGGGCAUGGACACCAUCCUUUAAAGAGAGUACCAGUGAAGUCUCGAUCCAGCUGCAAGGGGGCGCUCUACCAAACCCUGAUAAUAUGUUAGUCUAUAAGAACCUCAGCGCUGAGUUGAGCGAUAAGGAGAUGGCUAAACUCGCUGCCGGAAAACUACAGUUUGUCUUCAAAUCCAAGAGACCAGGGGGAUCGAGGCCCAUAUCCCCAAUGUCAACCGAGCCAUCUCUACUGACUGACUCUGAGAAAGGUAGAUUUCCAUCCGCUGCGUCUCUCCCGUCAGUAACUACGGCUACAGACCAGGCAUCGAUAGCGGGUGACAUCAUGGGUAUGGUGUCUGGAAGACCUCCAAUGCCAAGAAGUCCCAGAGUGCCUUCAAGGGGUCAAUCAUCACCAAUCGGUCAUGCUCCGAUCCAACCAAUGAACUUGCAACCGUCUAUGGCAUAUCCGCAACACGGCAGCCAACCAAUAACGAACCAGUACGGUCACAUGACAGCUUCUCAACCACCCGGCUCCCUCCAUCCCACCGGCCAGUAUACCAGUGACCAGUACCAGGGGAGAGGCCAGACUGGAACCCAGUCCUUGUACCCAAUGGAGAUCAAACACAUGGAGGUUGGUACAGUCAGUAAUGGAGAUCAGCUGGAAGAGCUUCCCUAUACACCUGUACAUGCACCCAUUAUGCCGGUAGGCCCAUACCACACAAGUGGUCCAGGACUAAGCAGAGCCUCUUACGCUCAUCUCUACCAGGCAGGGUUCGUCAACAUCCUGGACAGACAAGGAGAGGUUCCGGAGGUCGUUGACCCCUCGGAUCAUGUGAUCUUAAACCCAGAGCGUGAGAACAAGGAUCUUCUACAGUGCAAUGAGAUCGUUGUAAGAUUCCUGGCUGUUUCGAGAAUGCUUCAGUUUCAGCAGUCCGUUCCUUCUGAUUCACCACGCACCGUGUUCUUCACCUUCCAGUUCUAUAGAUACCCACCGGUCACAACAGAAAGGUUAUUACUUGGGAAUGUGGAGGGUAACUUGACGGCAGAUUCCCACAGCUUGCCGUGUGUUCUUAAGAAGAUGAAAAACGAUGGGAAGAAAAAUGAUGAACCACCUGGCUGGACGGUGCGUUACACUGUGGAUCCUUCCUUCUUAAAACCCGGUGAGGGACGGCUAUUUGUGAAGUAUUUAUAUCAACAGACUCUCCAUGUUGAUGUAUGGGACGGAGACUCAUUGCUUCUGCUUGGUUCAUGCGCCGUGGAACUCAAGCAUCUUUUACGAUGUGGACGUGAAGCGGUGCAAAUCACCCAUGAACUGGACGUCAUUACUACUGAGUAUGGUGAAGAUGCAAAUGCCAUGACUGGAGACUUGAUGAGAAGUGGUAGCGUCCGCCCCGUUGGCGUCAAAGCCAUUCUGAAGGGUCGACUCCAUCUUCAGUUGGCCAAUGUUGGGCACCGUGUAGACGUGAACGUGAUGAAGGCAGGUACGAUGCCGGUUAAGGCCGCUAAGGUGGUGGUUCAGGAGGACGGAAGUGGAGCUUUUCUUGGCGGGAGCGUCAAUCUUGGGACUCGACCAAGCGGACUUGGGUUAGCCAACCUGAGGCAGAAACGUAGCUACAUGGCAUCACACAUGGUGGAGACCGACAAAGAGCUGGCGUCAUCCCUCCUCAUGACGCGGAAGGGGCAAAUUGAUCAAACUGGUCAGGCCACCGGGCGGGAGGCUGACUCCAAGAAACAGAGGAAGCUCGCUCGGAUGCAGGCAAUCAGACAAGCUCAGAAUAACGACACAAACAAAGGCCCACUCAGCCAAAGUUUACUGUUGAAGAAAGAGGAGAAAGUGCAACGGACUAGAGAUCUAAAGACGAUUGAAAUUCAUCGUGACAGGAUGAAAAAAGAUGGCAUCCUCUCGAUGUUACAGUCGGCAAUCACCACAGAACACAUCGUCCAUCCAACCUUCGGACAAGCGGAAUUCUUUGAGUUCGUCUUGAGGAAUCCGUACAAUGUCCAGCAUACCAUCUCAAUACAGUGGGACGAACCUGAGCUGAGUGUAAUUACGGACCCCAGGGAGUGGAGACAUUUCAAGCAGCUCUUUGAGACGUAUACAGCCAUCGAGGAGAACAUGUUUAAUCAAGAUAAGAAGACGGACGGAGAUGUGCCAGGUCUACAACUAUUCCUCAGACCCAAGGAGACAGUCAAUGUUCCUUUUAAGUAUCAGAGCUUCAAGGCUAAUCACGCUGUUCAACCACAGGGUCCUCAAGUCACUUCCAAACCUCACUUCAAGAUUCAGUUACCUGAAGAGCACAAGGAAGUCGAUCUCGCCUUGGAUUCUAGAAACGUUAGGGUAUACUUCAAGACGCAGGAUAACAAACCUAUAGCCAUCUUGUCUCUUAAUGUCGAGCCUCAACCUCACGUUAUUGAUCAGACGUUUCGAUUUAAUCAUCCAGAACAAUCGUUCCUCAAGAAGUCCAUCCGUCUACCUCCAUUUCAUUCCACCCAAGGCCUACAUCAAGGAGGUGGUGCUGUGGGGCAGCUUUUUGUCAAAUGCAGCGACGAAAAUGCAAUCUGUGAAACAAAGAGAGUGCCUCCUGGUGAGCCUCAGGAUGUGUACGUCAAGGUAGCGUGUGGUCUGUCGCCCUCUAUCAAGAAGCUGUUCAUCCUAAUCUACUCAACACCCUUUCUUUCUAGACCUCUCCAGACGUGGCAGUUUUACAUCCACGCUUUGCAGAGAGUAGACGUGAGUUGCGUCCAGGGACAGACAAGUCGCCAGUCCCUCAUCCUCAGAGGAACGCACGCCUCUAGACUUGUUCAAAGCUUCUCCUCACAUCCAAACGAAAUGCAGUUGCUUCCUUCGGAGCCUUUCAUGCUACUAGCCAACUCUGUCCACGAGAUCCACGUAGGAGUGCGCCCUCUAUCAGUUGGCAACAAGUUCAUGUACAUCAAUGUUGUCGACAAUGAGUACCACCAGCUGAUACGGUCUUGGCUGGUAUGCGUGCAGUGUCGUCAGCCUGUGAUAUCCAAAGCCUUUGAGCUGCAGUUACCGGUGGGCGGAGGCAAAGGUUCAAAUAAGCGUAUAACAUACACCAAUCCGUACCCUCAUCAUAAAGUGUUUAACAUCAGAUGUAAUCGGGACGAUUUGCUGCAGUUUAAGGAGACACGGGUUCAGAUUGAUGGCGGUGAGACAUACGGUCUUGGUUUAAGAUUCUCUCCGUGUCAACAAGCAGGCAGCGCCGAGAUACUCAUCUUCAUCAACGAUGAACAAGACAACAAUGAAGAAACGUUCUUAGUCAGAGCAAUAUACUCCUAACCCUCCUACUGUGUGACCAUUCAAUGUCAUCCAUUUUGAAUGAUAGAUAAACUCAGUACAAGGCAACAACAAGGAAACGUUUUUAGUAAAUACAGUACAUAGUCAAGCCUCCUACUGCCUCACCAGUUUCAUAUCUUCCAGUGUGGUUUUGGUGAUAGGGUAACUGUGCCAGCCUACCAUGAAACAGUACCUGAAAAAGGGUUAACGUGUCGGAGAGUUUUUUAUGUGUUCAGAAAUCUUUAAGUGCACUUAACAGUUUUUGGUACCAAAGAUUUUGUACCUCUCACAAAUAUUGUACUUUUUGUUUUAUGUCUUUCCUUUGGGGCUGUGAGGGGGUUGGGGGCAGUGUGUGUCUAUAGUAAUAUUUAUUUGUAUGGAUUUUAAGAAUUUGAAACAAAGAAUACAGUACUAUAAAACAUGCACUCCAAAGAUGCAACGGGAAUCCUAUGAAUGAGAGCCGUUUCUACAAGCUAAAUGUGUUUUAUAUAAGAAACAAAUUUAUGUAAAUAGAAUGUAUAUUUGUUAAAACACACGUGCGGUUUCAGUUGGAAGUACAGUUUAUAUAUUUUGGAUGCAAUGUUUUUAAUACCUACUUGAUGUAUACAAUAAUGCCUUAUGCACAUAUUUGAGUAGGGCGCCCUCGGGUAGAAGUCAUAUAAGGUUGGCCAUUGGUCCAUCCUGUGCACCGCCGCGCGUAGUAGCUGUUCGUUUAUACUGUUUCAUCAACGUUUUACCUUUUAAGAUGGCUGCGUGAUGACGUCAUGGUCCGUCGAUAGGCAGUACCGAAGUUGACCAUGUGUUCAUGAUACCGUCCAAAUAUUUCUGCUGCAAGUGAAUUUGUUGGCAGAAGAUUUUAAUGGGCCAGUCUUGGCGACUAGUAAAUUCUUCAUGCAUAAGUUUAAUAAUUUUGUGUAAAGGAUUUGAAAUUUAAGGGCCUUUUAGUAACGGUUACAUUCGAAGUGCCUUUGGUUAUGUGCAAUAUGAAGUAAUAGCAUUUUGCUGAGAAUAAACUUUGUUACUACA